AUGUGGAAUCACUGGUGUCCAUGGUAACACCUAAUCUUGCAGUCAUCUGUGUCCUUUUAGAAGACAUUCUUGGACUUAGUGGCAAAGUACCUAACCAAUCAAUGCCGACAUUACUGGAACAUCAGCAAAUCAUAUCAACGCAGCUACAGGGUGUCAUAGCAACCAUCUCAAAGAAGGGACUACUAAGCAUGCUCAGUACUGAGCCAAUCACAAUCAGGGUCAUGACCUUAAUAUUGAAGUUGAAAUUGAAGAUUUCUGUUGCCAUGGAAAGUGAGGAAUGGGAAGCCAUGUUUGACCCUGUUUUUAGACAUGCAAUACAGUACUUCGCAAAGUGUGAUCUCGUAAGUAACUACUUACUGUCACAUGACUAUAUAAGGUUCCUAUGUACUGUCCUACAAGGGUUUGACUUGCUAUCAAAUGUGCUUCCAAAGAACUUUAUAUUGAUUGCUUGGAACACUUUGAAGACUGUGAUACAGCACAGCAAAGGAGACAACGUGAUUGAGUUCUCACAGGCAUUAUUGAAACAUACAACAUCUGAAGAUCUAAUUGCCGUAUUCCAGCUGUCACAUGACAUGAAUAUAUCCAGUCUACUUCCUGUUUUACACAUGUUUAAAUUAUUACUAGAUUCUAGUGACCAACUUGAAGUAACCAAGGAGAUUGUACCUGUUAUAACUGUAAACAUAGUGACUAGUUUACAACAAAACAACGAGGACCAAACAACUUUACUUAUGCUACAAGUACUGAACCAAAUUGUACAGAAGAGAUUAUUAGAACCUAGGAUGGUGUUGUUUGUACUCCAUGGUUGUCUAUCUGUUCUUGAUAUAAACACAGCAUCAGUCCAGACUGUGUGUCUCAGUGAAGCAACUAUUUAUACUGCAUUGUCUACUAUCUUGUACUCAAUGCUAAACAACUACUCUAAAGUCAUAAUAACAGCAUUGCCGAGUUAUAUCAGUUGUGUCUCUCAUCUUAUGCAUUCAGUGAUGAGUGGAAGUCAACAAAAUGAUUGCGCAAUAGAAGAACUGAACAGAUGUGCCCAGGAUUUAGAAAGGUUAUUGGCCUCAUUGUCACGCAACAAAAUUGAUGUUUGUCGAAUGGCACCAUUCAUUGUUACAGAGUACAUCAAUCAGUUGCAGAAAUACACAGUAGAUCCACUGAUAAAGGCUACUCUCACACCCGGCAUUCAUUGUUUGUUACAACUAUGUGAUAGAAACGGUUUAGCGUUAUUAUAUACAACAUUACCCGAUGACCUCAAGGAAGUCUUUAAAUCUUUCCAUUCAGAGUUCAACAAAUAUUAUAAAUACAAAGGAAAAGUUUGAAGAAGUCAAUUGAUUUAAUUUCAAGUUUGCAACAUUUACUCUAAUAUCACAUAGAGAGCAUACUGAAUUUCUCAAUCUAAAUGAUGCAAUUGUUAACAGCUAAUGUAACCUUAUAGAAUUAUUACAAAUAAAGUUUGUCUUACCAAU
Saccoglossus kowalevskii is the source of this 1463-nucleotide messenger RNA. Its product is annotated as unhealthy ribosome biogenesis protein 2 homolog. Gene Ontology annotation, cellular component: nucleolus. Gene Ontology annotation, biological process: ribosome biogenesis. NCBI's taxonomy places the organism in Eukaryota, Metazoa, Hemichordata, Enteropneusta, Harrimaniidae. The record is from RefSeq and is a predicted model, not a curated record.